AUGUCGUCCACCUCCAGCCCUCCCAAGCGGCCUCGGCUGUCGCUCCAGAUCAAGGCCAUCUCGCAAGCACCUAUGCGUGCAACGAAGGCCCUCGCUGCCCACUGCGACGUCACGUCGCCGACUGGUUUUAACACUCUCUCUAAUGUCUACGCCACCGCCGUCGACAGGUCAACUCCUGUGCAAGAGAAACCCCCGACCGCCAUCCUGGGACGCCGUCCGGUACUGCGUCUGCAGACAACAUCCGUCAGCACCGACAAGUCCGCUGCCGCUCACAGCGUAACCUACACGGGUCCUUAUUUGGACACUCCGGUGACGGCACAACCUAUCUCUCCAGCUCUACCGAGUGAGAUUUGCUUCCCCAGUGCCAUCAUGACUGCCACACCUCCACUAUCAGCCCAGCCGUCCGACCAGCACGGCGCUCAGGUGUUUACUUUUGACGGCAAGACGGCGGCUGCAACAAGCCAGGACACCCCAAAGCAAGCUGCCAUGCCGAAGCUUCCCUACAAGCAGCCUCCACGGCUCAAGAGCAUCCUGCGCAACUCGCCUCUCCCGCAUCCCAGAUCGCCCGAGUCGCCUAGGCGGCGGUCGGCUCGGCUGCAGGAGCGUGCAGCUCGCAGAGUGGCCUACAACAGCCCUCUCACGCAGGAAAUUACGACGACAAAGUACACCAAGUCGCACAUCGAGCUGUUGAUGGAGGCAACCCCCGACUCAUCUUCCCCUUCGGUAUUAUCGUCAGAGUCCGACGACGGAGACGCUAUGCUCGACCAGGUCAUGACCGACGCGGAUACCCGCGACGGGGGCGCCACCACGCCCAGUCCGUUCGAGGACGUGCGUCGUCGUUUGGCCAGCAUGGGCACCUCUUCCUCAGCGACAGCCACGUCGCCUGUCCUCUCGCCCACGAGCAGCGGGGGGAUUCGCAAGAACAAGGCGCAUCACAAGCGUAGGGAAAAGAAACGUCGCUGGGUGUGGACGAUCGGGCAGGAUGACGAAGAUGAUGAGACGACCACGCCGGUGACCGCUAUCCAUACCCCUGCCCAGAACCAACAGCAGGUGAGCACGGGGAUGAGGUCGUUUGCCCCGGCCGGGACGGUGUCAGUGCCGGUGCUGGCCAUCCCGACACCAAGGAAGAUGAGGAGCCAGGCACAGCAGGCUAAGGCGGCCGCUGCGAUGGCACAGGUGCAGGUGCAGGUGCAGGUGCAGGUACAGGUGCCGGUAUUGGCUGUGCCGACACCGCCGACGAGGGGGCAGGGACAGGGUCAAGGUCAAGGUCAGCAGCAACAGCAACAGCAACAACAACAACAACAACAACAACAACAACAACAACAACAACAGCAGCAGCAGCAGCAGCAGCAGCAGCAGCAACUACAACUACAACUACAACAAUUACAACAGCAACAACCACAAGGGCAGACACAGGUGGUGAAACCCAAACAGGAAGAAGAAAGUCGUGACGAAAGACCCCACGCCCGCGAACCAACCUCCAUACCAGCCUCUCUCCUCCCUGAGGCCCGGCCAAGCCGGAGUCCCAGCCCAGAGCCGGCAUCACCAGGGCUGUAUGAUGCACUCCGUCUGCACCCCCAAUACAAUCCCCAACCAGAUCAAAGAUAUCAGACGCCUGAACCCACGGCCGUCACUCCCACUCCCAUGAUUUUGGAGCCUCCAACCCCUAGUGUAGAAAGUACGGUUAGUAUCGUCAGCAGUUCGAACGCCAGCUCCGCCGGCAGCGAGGUCUUCGACCACGACUCUUUAAAAAAACGUCGUGCCUCUCUCACACAACCUGGGGAAGGUGAUGUCGACAUGUCGGAUGUGAGUAGCUUGCACUCAGAAGAAGACGAGUGUGAGACGGCGCAGAGAGGGGAGGAAGGAGUUGGGGUUGGGGUUGGGGUUGGGAGUAGCAGGAAGAGAGGGAGAUGGGACGGGAUGAGGGACGUGAUUGAGAUGGAUUAUUAUUGUGAGGGGACGCCGACUAUGACGGCGAGGCCGACUGGGAGGGGAUGGGCGCCUUGGAGGGAGGUUAUGGGGUGA
Messenger RNA from Thermochaetoides thermophila DSM 1495, 2025 nucleotides. RefSeq lists its product as uncharacterized. The record is from RefSeq and is a predicted model, not a curated record. Lineage: Eukaryota; Fungi; Ascomycota; Sordariomycetes; Sordariales; Chaetomiaceae. The transcript has a single exon. The coding region runs from base 1 to 2025 and encodes 674 amino acids.